Molecule: messenger RNA, 2656 nt
Organism: Salarias fasciatus (jewelled blenny)
Lineage: Eukaryota; Metazoa; Chordata; Actinopteri; Blenniiformes; Blenniidae
Gene: phc3a
Product: polyhomeotic homolog 3 (Drosophila)
Exons: 13
Coding region: 1-2613 (870 amino acids)
Biological process (GO): negative regulation of DNA-templated transcription
Cellular component (GO): nucleus; PRC1 complex
Molecular function (GO): chromatin binding; histone binding; zinc ion binding
Source: RefSeq, a predicted model, not a curated record
AUGGAUCGACAGAGCCCCGGAGAGAAGCAGCCCGACGCUAACAAGACGGCGGCCGUCACCAUGGGAACGGGCGCCGCGUGCACGCAGGCGCCGCCCGCUUCCCUCAGCGCCGUCCCGCCCGACAGACAGGCGGUCCAGGUGAUCCAGCACUCCAUCCACAGGCCGCAGAGCAUGGCGGCGCAGUACCUGCACCAGAUGUACGCCGCCCAGCAGCAGCACCUCAUGCUGCGGACGGCGGCCCUGCAGCAGCACCAGCACCCGGCGCACCUGCAGAGCCUGGCCACCAUACAGCAGGCUUCGGUCUGCCAGAGGCAGACGCCCGCUUCCUCCAGUCUGGUCCAGCCGGCUGUGGUUGGCUCCCAAAGCUCGAUCGCUUUACCAGCGUCUCCGGUGACGGCUCAGCUCAUCAGUCGAACCCAAACGUCCACCGCUGCCUCCACCACCAUAUCCCAGCAGGCCAUGCUCCUGGGAAACAGACCGGCCAACUGUAACCAGGCUCAGAUGUAUCUCCGCACCCAGAUGCUGAUCCUCACUCCUGCAGCCACGGUAGCUGCAGUUCAGUCCAGCCUCCCCGCUGUGACGUCCUGCUCCUCCACACCGUCCCCCUCUCAGGUGCAGAAUCUGGCUCUGCACGCUCAUCUCCCAGGAGCCCUGGCGACGGCGCACGGUGUCAUCUUGAAGCCGUCCGCUCAGUCCCAAGCUCUGUCGCCAGGUGCCUCUUUGUCCAAGACCUCAGUCUGUGCUCUGAAGACCAACCAGUUGACGGACGCAUCGACCGACGCGGCCCCCCCGGACGCCCCCCGUCUGUCCUGCAGACCUCAGAUCAUCGGCCCCGCAGCGUACUCUCCCGUCCAGCCCCACGCCCUCGUCAAGCAGCAGUUGUCCUGUCCGGUCGGCCAGCAGGUGGCGCACCACCAGCUCAUUGUCCAGCAGGCCGCGGGGGGAGGAGGUUCCAACCCCAGCCACAGACAGCUCCACCCCAUCACCCUCCGAGUGGCCCCCCAGGACGGAGGCUCCAGCCCCCUUCCUCUGUCCGUCAAGAGACUGACGGGUUCCAGCAGUGACCCCCCGGCGUCCUCGGCUCACGCCGUUCAGCCUCAGCCCCCGCCCCUGGUGGCGGCUCCGCAGCGCCGGACGUCCUUCCCUCAGCUGCAGAACCACCCUCCCCCCCCGCCUCCCCCCCUGGUCCUCCCCAGGCUGCCCCACCACCCGCCGGCCGCCCUCCACCGGCUGUCCCUGCAGUCCGUCCAGGCCCUGGCCGUCCAGUCGGGGCAGGUGCUGCUGACGGAGCGCGAGCUGCCCGUGGCCGAGGCGCUGGUCCAGAUGCCCUACCAGAACCUGCCCCCCCCUCAGACGGUGGCCGUCGACCUGAAGGUGCAUCCGGUCAGACGUGGCGAGGCCGGCCGGCUUCAGGCGGAACACAAGUGCAAAGAGAACGGCCUGAGCUCAGAGGAGGGCAGAGGGUCUGCAGGCCCACAGAGGGAGCGGAGUCCCUCCAGCCUCACGGCCGCCGCCAAGCACAACGGCGCAGUGGCGUGUUCAUCCUUCCAUCGCUCCCAGUCGCCACAGGAGGAGUCGUCUCAGCUGACCCCCUCCAGCGCCGACCCCAGUAACCCUCCUCCUCCUCCUCCUCCUCCUCCUCCUCUCCCUCCUCCCAUCCUGCCGGUCGCGGUCCGCGGGCCCAGCCAGCCCCCGUCGGACCCCUCCAGCCUCCCGGGAAGCCCCGACAGGACCCUGAGCUCGCACGUCCUCACUCACCUGGUGGAGGGUUUCAUCAUCCGAGAGGGCCUGGAGCCCUUCCCGGUGGGUCCGUCCUCGCUGCUGGCCGACCAGCAGGCUUCGCUCCCCGAGUCCCAGGAGGGCCAGACCAACGGGGACGUGGCGGAGGACAGUCCUCUGGAUGCCGACCAGUCCGACUCCUCGGAGUCUGAGAUGGAAAACGAAGCCCCGGCGGCAGACGUUGCAGAUCUCGGGGAGAACGCCGGCGACGUGCUGCAGUGCGAGUACUGCGGAAACACCGGCUACUCCGACACGUUUCUGCGCUCCAGACGUUUCUGCUCCAUGACGUGUGGACGAAGGUACAGCGUGAGCUGCAGCAAGCGGGUGGCCGUGCAGCGCUCGGCGCGCUGGGCUCAGAGGCCCAUGGGCAGGAGAGGACGACCGCCGGGCAAAGUCAACGGAGCCUCCCGGGAGCAUUUCCUCAGACAGACUCGCCCCUCGUUCCACUCGGAGGAGAACCGGUCCACUUCCUCCCGGAGAGACCCGGAGGACGAGCAGGAGGCGGAGGAGCCGCCCGUUCCCAUGACGACCAGACUGCGGAGGCAGACGGAGAGAGAGCGCGAGAGGGAGCCGGAGCAGGACGUCCCGGAGACCAUCACGGUGUCCGACGGCGAGGACGGCGGCUGCCCGUCCGGCUGGGACGUGGAGCAGGUGUUCUCCUACAUCAGCGCCCUGCCAGGCGGUUCGGACGUGGCGGCGGAGUUCCGCUCGCAGGAGAUCGACGGCCAGGCGCUGCUGCUGCUCACCGAGGAGCACCUGGUCAGCACCAUGAACCUUAAACUGGGCCCGGCGCUCAAGCUCUGCGCGCACAUCAACGCUCUCAGAGACACAUGAGCGCACGCGCGCGCGCGCGCGUGCGCGCGCGUGUGUGUGUGUG